This is a messenger RNA of Hermetia illucens (black soldier fly), 2725 nucleotides long. It is a transcript of the gene Med, whose product is annotated as mothers against decapentaplegic homolog 4. Lineage: Eukaryota; Metazoa; Arthropoda; Insecta; Diptera; Stratiomyidae. Gene Ontology annotation, cellular component: heteromeric SMAD protein complex. The coding region runs from base 389 to 2257 and encodes 622 amino acids. The transcript has 10 exons. Gene Ontology annotation, molecular function: I-SMAD binding; DNA-binding transcription factor activity, RNA polymerase II-specific; RNA polymerase II cis-regulatory region sequence-specific DNA binding. Gene Ontology annotation, biological process: anatomical structure morphogenesis; BMP signaling pathway; transforming growth factor beta receptor signaling pathway. The record is from RefSeq and is a predicted model, not a curated record.
CUUUUGCAAUGCAUCCGCCAUAUUUGUAUUGACUGACUGAGUAGUGUUGUGUACGGCGAUAGAUUCUCCGAAUUAAGUUCGAUUUAGUGAAACAAUUCGCAUCAAUUGUGUCUUAGAAGUAAAUCUCACGCUGUGCUACUUAUCUGCGAACUUUGUAUACCGUAGUUAGAUAGGGCGGACUCGUAAAUUGUCGCGUUAUUCGCAAAUCGUGCUGCCAAGGAUUUUGCCCUCCAAUAUACUUCCCUUUUGUGCGUUGUGAGUACGUUAUUUCGUUUGUGCUUAUUUAGAUAGUAUCUCUCGGCGGUGCGGUGCCAGUGCGUCGAAAACGUGCAACUGAAGGGAGUUUCGGGGGUCCUGAAACGAUUUUUCGAGAAAAAGGCCGCAGAGUAUGAAUGCUAUUCCGCCACCGUCCACGGCUCCCACCUCGGCCGACGCAUGCCUCAGCAUCGUCCACUCUUUGAUGUGCCAUCGCCAGGGCGGCGAGAGCGAGGGAUUUGCAAAACGUGCAAUCGAAUCGCUGGUGAAGAAGCUGAAGGAAAAGCGCGAUGAAUUGGACUCGCUGAUAACCGCUAUCACGACGAAUGGCGCGCAUCCGACGAAAUGUGUCACGAUUCAGAGGACGUUGGAUGGCCGCUUGCAGGUUGCUGCUCGCAAAGGAUUCCCUCAUGUUAUCUACGCCCGCAUUUGGCGCUGGCCCGAUCUACACAAAAACGAACUUAAACACGUGAAAUACUGCCAAUUUGCCUUCGACUUAAAAUGCGAUCUAGUCUGUGUUAAUCCGUACCAUUACGAACGGGUAGUCUCACCUGGAAUUGAUCUCUCCGGCCUCAGUUUACAAUCCGGGCCAAGUCGCCUUGUGAAAGAUGAAUAUACGGCCGGAUCCGUAACGGCAGCAGGUCUAGACUUGGACGGCAACGACAUCGGAACAAUCCAACAUCAUCCGGCUGCAAUUGGUGCGCCUCAAGGCUAUGCUCCAUACCCACAAGGUGAUCAAAGUGCAUUGGGUGCCGUGUACCCGCAUCCGCCCGGAAAGAUUGAACCUAGUGAGGUUGCGAGAAAUCCUUGGAUGGCUCCUCCUCCUCGGUUACCUCACCCACAUCCCAAUAUAUCCCAUGCCUUACCGUUGCAAGCCAAAAUUGCGGCUGCUCCAGGUCAGUCACCUAAUUCAGUCGGUGGAGUUCCGAAAAUUGGGAAACAUAUUUCCUCCGUCCAACCCCAAAAUGAUCAGCAACCGCCAGGCGGGCAGCCUGCCGGAGGAUAUUAUUCACAAGCGGCAUCUGAAAUGCUUACUGCAGACACUCAAAUCACAGGGUCUUUGAACAAUGUUGCUUCUCCGCUCUCACCUCUGACCCAGCAGAAUGGAUAUGUUACAACGGCGGGCAAUAAUCAAACAACGCAAGUGCCCCAAACGUUUCCUCAACCUGCAGCCGGUGUUGGAAUGAACACUUUGGCUUAUACGCAAACAAUGCUUCCACCAGAUCCGCGAGGACAUCAUACAGGUUAUUGGAAUACGACAAUAUCUGGAGAAAUGCAGGCUCCGCGUUUACUUUCGAGACAACCACCACCGGAAUAUUGGUGCUCUGUCGCCUAUUUCGAAUUGGACACUCAAGUGGGGGAAACUUUCAAAGUGCCGUCCUCAAAACCGAACGUCAUUGUUGAUGGCUAUGUGGAUCCCUCGGGAGGAAAUAGAUUCUGUUUGGGUGCACUCAGCAACAUUCAUAGGACGGAACAAAGCGAAAGGGCGCGGCUCCACAUCGGAAAAGGAGUACAAUUGGAUCUCAGAGGGGAGGGUGACGUUUGGCUUCGUUGCCUGAGUGACAAUUCUGUAUUUGUACAAAGUUACUAUUUGGAUAGGGAGGCUGGUCGCACACCAGGCGAUGCUGUCCACAAAAUCUACCCUGCUGCGUGCAUUAAAGUCUUCGAUUUGCGUCAAUGCUACAAUCAAAUGCAAUCGUUGGCCGCGAAUGCUCAAGCUGCUGCUGCGGCUCAAGCGGCGGCAGUUGCCGGUCUGCCUUCUUUGCCAAUAGGGCCACCACCUAGAAUAGGUCUGAGCGCUGCCGCGGGAAUCGGUGUUGAUGAUCUGCGGCGUUUGUGCAUACUUCGGUUGAGUUUUGUAAAGGGCUGGGGUCCUGACUACCCUCGUCAAUCGAUCAAGGAGACUCCGUGUUGGAUCGAAGUUCAUCUGCAUCGUGCCCUACAGCUGUUAGACGAAGUGCUUCACACGAUGCCUAUCGAUGGGCCCCGAACAAUCGACUAAUUUUCUCAUUUCCAAAUAACUUUUCCUAUCAACGGCAAGGCGAUUAUUGGCUAUGUGCUGGAAACGUGUGUAAAAGCGAGCGUGUACGAUUAGAUCAUCUAAGGAACGGAGUCGAUUGGAAGCAAUACGUCCACAGAGUCAACGGCUUUCGAGUAGUGUUUUGCGCAACGCACAAUAUUGCUCACUCUAAAUAAUACUUCGCUGCAAACUGUAAAUCUUCUGUAGCAUUCCAAACUUAUUCCGUAAUGAGUGCAAUGCAUGCCCACGAAUGAUUCCCUGGUAGUUGUUCAGCCAGAUCGCCUUGAAUCGAUAUACACUGAAUGCAUUUAUAAACGCAAGUGUUGGACCAUAUACUAUGGUUAGUUUCUCGGAGCUCAGACGUCGUUGGAUACCGUAUCGGGUGUUCUGACAAUUUGUAAUUGAAAAGACUGAAGGAAGGGAUGCUUCAACGUCGGUUCACCGUUCUCG